Molecule: messenger RNA, 6730 nt
Organism: Lymnaea stagnalis (great pond snail)
Lineage: Eukaryota; Metazoa; Mollusca; Gastropoda; Lymnaeidae
Source: the annotation of a GenBank genome assembly
AGUAACUCUGGUUGAACGUGGAAUAAUUGACUUUCAUCACCGCAACAUUGGGUUACACUUUUACAGUGCAUUUUAAUUUGUAAGCGCUAAAAUAAAAGGUAAAACUAAUAUAACUAAUUAAUAUAUAAUUUUAUGCCUUUUAUCCUUUUUCAAUAUUAAGAUUUUAUCUUUGCAACUCUAGGAGGGUAGGGUGACAUUAUUUAUAUCUUUAUUAUUCAUUAUUAUUGGCGAGGCCAAGCGGCCAAGGCCAAGGGCAAUGAUAAUUAAUUUUAUAAAUUAUAAUUUAUAUUAUUAUUACCGGUAUUAUAAAUUUAUAAUAUAAUUUAAAUUUUAAAGUUGCAAUGUCAAAAUCAGACUAGCUUAAGCCAUUAAAAGGUUAUGAGGAACCGGUCUUUUAGUUUUUUUAACUUUGGACUUUUGCUUACAGUAGGGGCUGAAACUGAAUAACAUAUAACAGUGAAUAGCUUGAAGGUGGCGUUACUAACUUAGGCUUAACUUUCUUACACCUUAAAAUUCAAAAAAAAAAAAAAAAAAGAAUUUCUUCUAUCAAAGAGAAGUUUAAACGCACUUAAAAGUAGAAAAUAAUUUUAAAAUUCUUAGAAGUAUUAAAAUGCAUUACAGUACAGUAGAUACUUCGGUAAAGCAAGGGACAGUACAGGUACGCAAAGAAAGACUAUGCAGAAGUGUAGCUAAGUCUAAGUAGACGAAAUUUAAAGUUUUAUUUUUAAUAAUUUUUGAAAAUAUUUUCCACUCAUACUUUCUCUGUGUAAUGCAUUUUAAGAAAGUCUUUUCUAAAAAUACAUUAAAAAUUUUCUAUUUCUACUAUUAAGUAUUCAAAUUUUAAUCUUUAACUUUAAAUUUCGUUGUUUUAAAAAUUAAAUAAUUCUACUUUUGUAGAUAAUUGUAGAUAAUGCUUAAAAAAAUCCAGGUUAAAGUGACUUAUCCCUCUACCUAGGCAUAAAACUAAAGAGCAUAUCUUAGCUCUCCUACCCGUUCUUUGAACCACGAUCAACUGAGUGACUGAGUCACAUUUCUCAACAAAAUAAAUUACGCUGGACAGAAAAACUAACAAGAUGGAUAUGCGGGUAGAAAGAAAGUCUUUAAAGGGGGUACGAUCAUGAAGGAAAAAAUAUCUAUUUUGGAAGAGAAAAAAGACAUAAUGGGUUGGUUAGGCACUCCAAUACUGGACUACGCGGGCAAAAAAACCCGCCGGCUUUGCGUGGUACAUUUCUGUGACCAGCCGUGAAGGGCGGGUUUCGGUAUGUGUCGGGCUUUUUCGUUCCUAUGCGUCAUUUUCUAAAAAUAAAUAAGUUUCAGUCUUAAACUUUAUUUGCUGAAGAAUUCCGGUCACAGUGGUAUAAAUGCUGAGUCAUUCUGACCUGUUUCAGACGAACAGUUGGAGCAUAAACUUGGGUAAGUGUUAUGUCGAUCGGUUAUUUUUGUUAUAGUCAGUAAAAGGUUAAAACUUUUACAUAAUGCAAGCUUGAUCACUUUUACUUCGAAAUCAUUUAUUGUUAACGUUAGUGGCUAUUUCAGGAAUUUAAGAUAUCGUUUGAAAAAAAAAAAUCUACAUGUUAUGAAAAAACGGCGGCCAUCUUUUUUUACAUAAUUUUAUUGACGGGAGGGAGGUGAAAUUAUUUGGAAAUAAACGCUUUAACUUUAAAUAAAACAUUUCUAAGUCAUUGAAACAUCUGAUUAAACAAAAUUUUUUGAUUCUAAUAUGAAUAAAAAAUAUAAAUGUAUUCAAGAAAAUAUUUAAACAAAUAUUUUUUAGUUUAUACAAUUAUUCUAUAUUAAACAAGAAAUUGAUCAAUUUGCAAAUAUGAACUCCUCUUCAACAACAAUAAUGUAUUUAUUAGCUAUUAAUAAUUAUUAGAUAAACUAAUACUACUAGUAUUAGUUAUAAGGGUGUAUUUUUAGACUUAUAUACUUGAAUUAAAUUAAUGAAAUAAAUACAUUUUAAUACUAGGGAAAUUUCUUUUAUUUGUGUGAUUUGAUUGCAAACAAUUUUUUUUUGUCAGUCCACUCUAGUUAUUAUUCUUUUAUUAUUAGAUAAACUAAGACUAUACCUAUAUUCAUACUACCUAAUUAAAUAUAUUUAACACUGGGGACAUUCCUUUAAUUUAUUUUGUCUCAUUAAAGUGAUUUAAAAAAAAAAACAAUUUAUAUUUGCAAUGUCAUUAGCUUAUACUUCAGUCUGUCUUGAGCAUUUUCCUUUGUUUUUGCUAUAGAUUCCACGUGGGACAUGCAUUGCAACCUGAAGGAGAUCAAUAAACAACCCAAUUUGAUGUUAACAAUGAUGUUGUUUUUAAUCUACCUAUCGAUGAGAAUGAAGUGUUGCCACUGUUGCUAGAACUCCGGAGCCACAACCUUGUCCACGAUCUUUUGAGACAGUUAUUGCUCUGUCUUUAGGAUAUGUUGAGACCACUGUUAAAUUAUUUUGUAAGUUGAUAUUAUUUAACAUAGAUCAUGAAGAAAUAACAUUGUCAAUUUUAGUUUCUAAUGUUUUUAUGUGAGAUUUUCAUUUUGUUAAUUUAUAUUUUGAUUGAAAUUAUUUCAAUUUUCAGUUCACUAAUUUUAAAAUUUAAUUUUUAAAUAUUUUGUAUACUUUCAGCUGGACAAGGAUACCAUCUGUGGACAAGGACACUAUCCAUUACUGUGGAUAGCUAUAUUGCAUUGGAUGUUUUUAUGUUUGUAUUUAAAUGUACCAGUACAAUAAUGUCGAUGAGAGAUAGAGAUUAAUUUAAUAACUUUUAUAGAUAAAAUGUUUUUUAAUUUUGUAUAGCAUGAUUUAAAUUGCUUUUGUAAUACUUGAAUAUUCUGUUACAUUUGGGUUGUCACUAUCUAUUUGUAUUGAAAAUUUCAUUGUAGUAGCUUUAUUAGUUUAAAAGUUAUUUAUUUAAGUGUAAAAAUGUCUCGGCCGCGGUCGCUUUUCAUGAAAUAUUUUUUCUAACGUCGCAUACAUUUUUAUGAUCUGCAUUUUAUUUAUUUUAAAUUUACCUUACUUUUAGAUGGACAUUAUCUAUUUGUAUUGAAAAUUUUAUUACAAUAGCUUUAUUAGUUUAAAAGUUAUCUAUUUAAGUGUAAAAAUGUCUCGGCCGCAAUCGCUUUUCAUGAAAUAUUUUUUCUAACGUUGCAUAAAUUUUUCUGACCUGCAUUUUACUUAUUUUAAAUGUGCCUCACUUUUAGAUGGACAUUAUCUGUUUGUAUUGAAAAUUUUAUAGAAAUAGCUUCAUUGGUUUAGUAAUUAUGUCAUUUUUUGUAAAAUUAAAUUUUUCCACUACUGUCGUUAUCCAAGCAAUGUGCAAAUAAAAUCAAAUUUUUUCAAAUAUAAUACGUUAAUUCACAAUUCAUGUGUUUUGUUUUGUUAAACAUUGUAUUGUAAAUGUUUCCUCCAAAUUUGAGAGCUCUAACUUUAAUAGCCAAAAAGAUACAUGCAAAAUAGUACUAAAAGAGUAAUAAUGCGAUCACAGUCUUAAAAAUUAAAUACAAAGCUGAAUAGUGGGGAAAAAUAAAUCACUAAAAAAUUCAUAACUUUUCUCCUAUAAGUGAUAGAAAAAUUAUCUUGGUGUCAUGGGAAAGCUUAGAGCCAGCUCUUUCCAAUGAUAUGCUCUUUGUGUAUGUCAGAUGUAUUUGAAAAUUUGAGUUGGUGUGCCUAGGUUGGUGCCAAACAUUUCUGCUUUCAUAUCAUUUGUGGUUGUCAUGAUUUGACUAAGUAAACAUUGAGCAGAUGAUGUCACUGUGAAUUGAGAGGAAAGAAAUUAUUCAGAGUAAAAUUAUAAAUUUUAUUUUAAAAACUGUAUUUUUUUGUUUAAUUUAAUUAAUCCUACUUAACUUACUGGAAUUGAGUUUAAAAACAACAAAAAGUUUUUACCCAUUACUUAAGGAAAUAACUAUUUUAAUGAUUAGCCUGAUUCAUUAAAUCUUGCAUUUUAAAGAAAUUAAGCACCCUACUCUUAAACAUUAAAUUAGAAUCUUGUUUCAGUAUCAAUGAACUUGUACAUCUUCCCACAGCUCCCGACAGUUCUCAUUAAAAAAAAUUAAACCCACAAUAUAUUUUAAGGUCAAUUUUGUUUUCAGAAACAGAAUGUCAUUUGAUUCCCUACCUAAUAAAGAUGAAGUGGACCCUGAGGUUGCUAGUUUCAUUCAGAUGGAAUCCCAAAAAGCAGAACUUCAGGCCCAGGUAAUCAUAUGUUAUAUCCUUUUAAGAUGUUCUGCUUUCUGUUUCAAUGUGGUUGAGCUUAAAUAUUAAAAGCACAAAUAUUUCUAUGUUCUUAGAACUUAAUAGGAAUAUAUAUGUAUAAAAAAUCACUCUUAUAACAUUGUAACCAUGGAAGAAGCUUGUGAUAAGUAGGUUUUGGUAGAACCCUGUUAAAAUGAGACUCCUUAUUUCUGAAUUGCUUGCUAAAGCAGUCUGCUAGGUCAACAUUGUCCCAAACUAAUCCCCUUUAAUUAUCUACCGCAAUUUUAGAAUAUUCUUUAUAUCCCUUUCAUGCUAUCAAAUAGUAUCAGUAAUUAGGAUUAACAAUUUAGGAUAUGUUUAGAAGUAUUUCAACUUAUUGAUCUAUUUAUUGAAAGUCAUGAAAUACUAUGGCAGCUAUGUUCAUGUAUUUUGCAAUAAGUUCUACUAAGAGAGCUGCAACUGUUUGGAAAACUUUCAAGGGCUGUGGCACAAUUAAAGUAGAACACUCACAUCAAGAAUAUUCAUAGUUGUCUUGAAUGACAAAAUCAAUUACGCUUAAAUCAUGUAUCCUCUAUCUAUUUACUUUUUUCUGUAAUUCUUUUCUGUAAUUCAGCGUUAACAUGUUCCCCUGUUAAAACCAACGUCCCCUGGCCCAAGCGUUGGCACAAGUUCAGGAAUAAUGUUUUAGGAAAAAAAUAUUUCUUUUCAUGACAAUAUUGUUCUGAACUUGCCCUCAAAUUUAAAAGAUGAAUUCUACUCUCGAGUUACACAAAUUAUAUACCUUUUAGAAAUAUUUUUAAUUUAAAUGCAAUCCUUGUGGGAAGUCCCAAGGUAACAGUAACAAACUUCAAAAGUCAAGAGUAGUACCACAAUUUCAACAGAAGUUAUAACUUUGUUGUGAAUGUGUAUUUGAUUGCUUUAAAAGUCUCAGUAACUUUCACUGACCAAUAAAAAUAAUCUAAAUGAAGAUGCAAAGGUUUCAGUCUAAGAACAUGGUUCUUCUUUUUAUAAGAGUAUGUACUAUUCACUUCUCCUCAUGUGGAGAAAUUUCUUUGAAUAAAGAAUGUUCUGACAUUGACUACACAUUUUCUUUAAAACUGAAUAUACUUUUAGAUAUUUCAAAUGAUUAUAGUUUUACAGACAAAAUUUCAAGGAAUGAUUUGGCUCAAUUUUUGUUUUAUUUUGUUGCUACAUUCCUGUUAUACCCUAAAGUUAGCAUUUGAAGCUUUGACAUUGACCAUGUGCUUCCGAACAACUUACUUUUGUGAGUAAAUUUUGUAAAAAAAAAAAACAACUAACUUUAAAAAAACAUGCCAACUUUGCAAGAUUACACAUGCAAUUCAAUAAGUAAAAGGAGGGAACCGUAACUUUAGAUAUUCAAGCAAUUUCUAAUUCAAAGCGGGCCAACCUGACUAAUUUCUGCAUAAAUAUAUACCCGGUACUGAUUUUUUUUUUCCGUAUAAAAGUGACACCUUUUUGAACAAUAAUGUAAAAUUUGUCAUCAUUAAUAUUAAUAUGUUCAUAAAAUUAUUAUAUUUUAGUGUCAGGAAUAUAUUACUUUCUGGUGCUCGGGCUUUUAAGUUAAAAUAACAAUCGGAAUCCCUGACUUGACUGACUGCCAUUUAUUACACUGUUUAACAACUGAUGGCAUAUUAUGUUGUAAUGCUGCUGUUUAAGAAGUAAAGCCCCACAACCAUUUUCUUUAAGCUUUACUUUUUUUGGUCAAAAUUGACACACAUUUUGUGUCUCAUGUUUACUGAGCCAAUUGCCAUUUUAAAUAAAAAUAAUUUAUGCUUCAAUUUUAUGUGUUCUUUUAAAAUAAGUUCAAGAGAACAGCUUUCAAAAAGUGGAUCUUCUAUUAUUAUUAUCUGAAUUUAAUUAAUUUUAUCCUUUGAUUUCAUCUCAUUUUCAGGUUCAUAAGUUGGCAGAUGUCUGCUGGGAACAAUGCGUAGACCGCCCACGGGAUAAACUAGACAGUAGAACAGAGAGCUGUGUGUCCAACUGCGUGGAAAGGUUUAUUGACACAUCAUUAACCAUCGCAACACGUUUUCAAAAACUGUUACAGGGAGCAGCUAAUAUGUAGUAGUUUAUUGCAGUUCAUUUUGUGUUCAUGGUUGAUUCAUUUUGAGUAAAUAAACAUUUCAAUUUACAAACUGUGACUUCAUCCAUCCAUCUGUUGAGCAGUUAUCUAAACGUGAAUGGUUGGAUUAGUGGAUAUAAGCAAGAGUGAUUCGUCUUUAUAAUUGCUAAUGCAUGUAUAUAAUUUUUCUGUGUAUUUUAACAAUAAAUUAUAUGUGCAUCUGCAUUUUUUAAAUUUUAAGAUGUUAGCAAAGAACACUCUGAUUUGUAUCAGAAUCCCUGUCAUGUUGACUAGCACUACUAAUUGAUAAACUGUAGGGUAAUUGUAUGCUUGUGCUAGUGGAUCAGCUGUACAGUAAUUAUGAUUGUUUAUUAAUAGGUCAUUUGUACUGUAAUUAAAAUGUUUCUUUUGUUUAGUUGCUAUUUUGAAUUUGCAAAUAUUUGAUUACAUUAAAAGUUCAGGAAUAU